AUGAGUGCAUUGUCUGUAACAGCACCCGAUGUCAACACAGAAGUUACCAUCAUUUGCCCGCUAUCUGGUGUUGAAUACCCAGACUGGACUGGGCCAACAACAUUAGCUACCCCUUUAACGAGUGGGGAAAACAUAAGCGAGCCAGGUAUAGAGUGGGUUGAUAAAAAAGACUUAAAGAUAUUGAGUGCGCAGACGAAACACACUGGACAGUAUACAUGCUCCAAAGAUAAUAGCGAAGGGCUUCCAGAGCCUAUAAAUGUUUUAACUUAUGACGUGACAGUUACAUUCUUAAACGUAGAUGUAGAAGAAGGAACGGACACAGAACGUAUAAUAGGUGAGAUUGACAAACAAAUGACCGUCACAUGCCAAGUAAACGGAGGUAACCCAGCACCUAAUGUUACACUGGCCUAUGAUGAUGACGUCACAGCCCCGCCAGAAAUGAGCCCGCCAUUAGUAUCAGAAAUGAAGACUGAAGAAAACACAUACAGCGUUAACGCCACUGUGACGUUCAUUGCUAAUGGCUCCGUCGACUACAAACACAUAGCAUGUUCAGCUUCUUACCAGGAUAAAAACUCAACAGAUAAGAAAGUGCUUAUAUAUUUAAUCCGUCCACCAAAGCGUAGAGCGUUAACGGUAAUGAAAUAUCCUACAUUGUUGUCAGAUCUAAUGGAAGCAUUCUGUGACACAAUCAGCAGGCCUGAAACAAAAAUAGACUGGGUUAUAGAUGGUAAUAAUCCAAAAGAAUCUGAACUUGAUGUUGUAGAGGACUACCAAGGAUGUGCAUAUGACACAGCAGAUUAUAUAUUCACCUGCAAAUCAUUUAUAUCAAUUGAUAAUAUUACCAAAGAAGACAACGGAAAGGAGAUUAGCUGCGAGUUUAUCUUCACGGGUGAAACGUCAAACUCAACAGCAGUGACAAUCAAUCUACCGUUUCGUGCAACAAGCGUUACAAUUAUUGGCAGUAACACUGGAGUUGUUGACAGCGGUGGUAGCGUAACUCUGACCUUGACCUGUGCGACCGAUGCCGCGAAUCCCCCAGAAAGUCUACGUUGGUAUAUAGGAACUGAAAAACGUGAAGUAAUCAGUACAUAUCCUACUGUAGAAGUGGAUGAGAUGUAUAAUGGAAAGAAUGUAUCCCAGAAAAUCGACAUUGUGGCAAACAGGACGAUGGACGAUGAACAAGUUUCAUGUUGUGCAUAUGACAAUUUAUGCACUGAUAUUUUAUUAGAAAUACAGUAUCCACCCGAGCUGCUAGCACCACAGCUGUCCGAAUAUAGAGCGUAUGCUGGGGACAAUAUAUCCAUUCCAUGUAUAGCCGACAGUAGUCCAGCCGCACAUAUCGCCUGGUAUCGCAUGGAAGGUCUAACUUCUAUUCAUAUCAGCAAUAAUACAGACGACCCAUCUAAUGUCUUCUUUCUUCAGAUAGUGAACAUCUCAGAUAUGGAUGCUACGAGUUAUAUAUGCAAAGCUUGGAGCCAACCACAAGAUGUGAGUAAAGCAGUGUCUAAGUCAACCAAGCUUACUGUUUUUGAUCAGCCAGCCGAACCAGUUGUAGAAACAACAGCUGAUGCCGAAAAAUAUUACAUUGAAAUUAAAACCAGUGCAUCCGCCCCUGAUGUGCCUCGUAAAUUUUUCAUCCAGUAUCGAAAAAUAGGAGAGAUAUCCUGGCGAGAAGUUGAUACUGGUUAUGAUGAUACCCUUCCUGGACAGCAAUCAACUACACACAGAUACGGCUUCAAGAAAAGCGACCUUGACCCUGACAGUGAAUAUGAAUUCAGGGUGAAGUCGGUAGAUGAUUAUGGAUUGGUUUCAUAUUCAACGAAGUCUUUCAUUCGGACAGAGGAAGAGGUUGUUUCGCAAGAAGAUGACAUGGUUAGCAUGAAAAAGUACAGAAAUGCGAUCAUUAUUUCUGUGUUUGCAACCGCUGCAGUGUUCCUGGUUAUUCUCGUCGUUAUAACAUGUGCCCUCAAAAAUGGAAAAUGUGCGAGUUCGAAUAAUAACUCGUAUGUCAUGUGAACGGAUGAACAAAUUCUGAAAUUGGAAAAAUAGUAGAUAUAACAAUGGAAUAAACGCAAACUAUUGCUAAAGAGCAACUAUUUUACUGGGAUAAUAUUGAGUUUUCAAAAGAUUAGUGUAAUUGUGCAAUAUUUGUUUAUCAUCACGCAUAGGAAAUAGACUUUUGUGUAUUUGUUACUUUGUUGAAGAUAAAGUGAAAACUUGGUAUAAAAGUCAACAAUUUUAGUCCAACGUCUGAUUUCCCUGGACAGUAUAAAUAAUGUAUUUUAGUCGAUUUUGAAAAGAACCUGAAUGAUUUAGAUCCUAACUCAACAAGUAGCCAUGUUAACAAAUGAAGUGUAGUUAUACAAGUAAUAAUCAAAACCGUUUCCAGUUGAUAUAAUAAGUUAUAGUCGUAUGAAAACAAAGCGGGUUAACAGUAAAGAUUAUUGCAAGGCUCAUUAAUGGCAGCAGAAUGUUUGCUUGAGGAACCUCAAUACAAGAAUAAAGCCCGUUUCCCUUGUACUUUUCAAAAUAUUGUCCUUGUUGUUUACAGUGUAUAAAACUGAAGACAAAUAAGACAUAAUAUUAAGUGACGCUUGAUUUUCCCGCAUUUAACAACAUAACAGGAUCAAAUAUGUUAUUUAAAUACUAUAAAAUAAAACAAAGUAAAAGUAGUUAAUCCAAAAACAUUAAAGGGUGAUAAUAAUAGGUUUCUCUUUUUCAAAUUCUUAUCAGGUAUUAUCGCAUUUUAAAAUGAAAUAGUAUAAUUAUGUAUGUAUAACUUCGUUCUUCUACAUUUUGCUAUUAAAGUCCAGUUGUACCGAGGCAAGAGAAUGUAUUUUACUGCCCUACAUCCUCGACAUAAAAACUACAUCAUCUGAACACCCAAAUCUUGAUAGAUUAGCUAAUACCUCUGUAAUAUGACAUAGCACACUGGUGAAUAAUUUCAUGACUUGCGAGUACCGAUUCAGAAGUUGUUCUCAGUUACCUGUUAUCAAACAUGACAAAACGUCAUGAACAACGACAACAAAUGUUUUCGAAGUAAAAGCUAAAACUAGUCAAACUUCUUGCAAUUGUUGUAAAGUUGGAUUUUUACAACAUAAUGUUACAUAAUACAUAGUUUCAGUAUUGCAUAAUAUAAUCCAACAAUCUAAUAUUUUAUCAUAAAUGUUUGUAUUUACAAAUAGUAUGGUAUUUUCAGUUUAGAAAGCACAGACAUUUAGCUAGUCUAUUAAGGGCAUUCAGCUAGUCUAUUAAAGACAGCUGAUUUAUCUAUAUUGAUCAUUCUUCAGUAUAUUCAUUUAUGAUACUUUACUGUUGUUUAUAUAUUUCAUAGUCAUCAGUACUUUCAGUGUAUCUUUAAUGUUAAAAACUGCAUUUAAUAUCAUUACAUAUUUUCAUUUUGUAUUUUCAUCAGCUAUUUUUAGUAAGACCAGUUAUGAAAGAACUUUGAGCUAUUUUUAGAUUAUAGACAAAGAGUUUACAUAAGCAUUGCCAAGGUCAUAGCUGAUAUGUAAGAUAAAUGUUGAAUGACUUAUCAGAAAAAUGCUGACCAAUCAGAAUGUACUUUACAUCCUUCAUGGUUGACUGCAUUCUGGAAGAGUUUACCUCAGUAGAAUUUCAGAGCCAUUUCCUCACACUGUAAGGAAUUUUUAGACUGACAACUUCUUAAAAACUCUCUUAGUGUUAAUUAAUUUUUAAUUUUGUAUUUAUUUUUGGCUACUUAUUUAACCUAAGAGUUUUACUAAAUUCAUUGUAACUUUUCUCUAAAUUUGUAAGUAAUUUUAUUUAAUUAAGUAACUUAAAUUCUAUUGUUUUAACAGCAAUUAUUUCUGAUUUUCAUCCUUAAAUACUUAAGUAUUUUAUUGGUAAUUAAUUUUUAUAGCUGAUACUUUUAGGCACAGAGUCAUAUAAGUACAGAGUCACAAAAUACAUUUAGAUACUUUAAUAAUACCAUUUUUUGAGAUAAUUAUUUACUUUCUGACAGGACUUUAAGAACUUCAUCUUUUUAUUCUCUAAGAUGAUAUGUCAUCUUUAUCAGUAUUUUUGGCAUUUUUCUAACUUGUAUAUUUGGAUGUAUUUGUAAAACAUUAGUUUAGAAAGAUAAGUAAAAAUUUGGUUGGUAUUCAAAUUUAUUCAGCAUUUGUGUUUUUAUUUUUCCUUUCAAAGUAAAGGGUGGUGUCAUCCUGACGUGUCAGUUAUUCUGACGUAAUAAUUUACUACUAGCAAACUGCUAUGCUAGAUCACUGCUUCCAAGCAAACUAUUAAACGAACAUAUAUAG
This is a messenger RNA of Mercenaria mercenaria, 4280 nucleotides long. RefSeq lists its product as uncharacterized. Gene Ontology annotation, cellular component: cell-cell junction. Gene Ontology annotation, biological process: cell-cell adhesion. The record is from RefSeq and is a predicted model, not a curated record. NCBI's taxonomy places the organism in Eukaryota, Metazoa, Mollusca, Bivalvia, Venerida, Veneridae. The transcript is spliced from 13 exons. Gene Ontology annotation, molecular function: cell adhesion molecule binding. Bases 1 to 2016 code for a protein of 671 amino acids.